UGGGGACGCGAGGAGUUCAGCACGGAAAAGGAACUCUGUGAUCAUAGAGCUGGCGGAAUGCCGGGGUAGAGGCGACCGGAAGUUGGUUUUCGCCCCCCGUCCAGGGGCCGGAUAGGGUCUCCGCUGACUCCGUUUGGUUCCGGCUGCUGUCAGAUUCCGUCGUUGGGCCUGAGGGCUUGUUGGCCCUGGGGUGGGCUCGCCCCGGUACCGGCCUCACUCUUGUAGCAGCCUUGGGGAAACGGAGCGAAUUCCUGGUCUCCUAGCAACCAGGGACCGGCUGUGGACUGAAGGAGCUGCGGCGCCACAGUGCAAAUCGCUCAGGCGCUAGCCGGAACCCUUGAGCCCGGCCGAAACGGGAGCCUAAACUCUGCGCUUGGAAGAAUAAGCAGGAAAUGGCGGACGAGGCGUUGUUUUUGCUUCUACAUAACGAGAUGGUUUCUGGACUGUACAAGUCCGCGGAGCAGGGGGAGGUGGAAAAUGGACGCUGUAUUACUAAGCUGGAAAACAUGGGGUUUCGAGUGGGACAAGGAUUGAUAGAAAGGUUUACAAAAGAUACUGCCAGGUUCAAGGAUGAAUUAGAUAUCAUGAAGUUCAUUUGUAAAGAUUUUUGGACUACAGUAUUCAAGAAACAAAUCGACAAUCUAAGGACAAAUCAUCAGGGCAUCUAUGUACUUCAGGACAACAAAUUUCGUCUGCUUACUCAGAUGUCUGCAGGAAAACAGUAUUUAGAACAUGCAUCUAAGUAUUUGGCAUUUACCUGUGGCUUAAUCAGAGGUGGCUUAUCAAACUUGGGGAUAAAAAGUAUUGUAACGGCUGAAGUGUCUUCAAUGCCUGCCUGUAAAUUUCAGGUGAUGAUACAGAAGCUCUAAAACAUACUGAAAUGCAAGGCAAGGCUUCAACAGUGUAAAGAGAUAAAUUAUUCGUGUAUAAAGUAUUUCAAGUAGUUGGACAUUUGUAUUGAUACAAGCUAUUUGCUAAUUUAUGUAAUGAAAGAUGCACUCUUAA
Molecule: messenger RNA, 1005 nt
Organism: Felis catus (domestic cat)
Lineage: Eukaryota; Metazoa; Chordata; Mammalia; Carnivora; Felidae
Gene: TRAPPC6B
Product: trafficking protein particle complex subunit 6B
Exons: 6
Coding region: 393-869 (158 amino acids)
Biological process (GO): regulation of GTPase activity; endoplasmic reticulum to Golgi vesicle-mediated transport
Cellular component (GO): trans-Golgi network; cis-Golgi network; TRAPP complex
Source: RefSeq, a predicted model, not a curated record